CUUCACCCUGAUGGCAGCAAUGAAUCCAUUCUCUGAAAAGGACUCACUUUGUCCUCAGUGCUCUGACAUUUUUUGCUUUCCUGUUCUCUUACAAUGUGGCCACAAUGUCUGCAGAGUUUGUUUACAGAAAUUCUGGGAAUGGAAAGGAUGUUGAGAAUGUCCUGUGUGUUGCACAGUGUCCGUCCCCGGGAGACCUAUCAAUCUGGCACUAAAGAUAGCUGCGGACAAAUAUCAAGCGCAAAGGAGCAGCAGGGAUUGGGAUGUUUGUUUUUUUUCACAAUGAAAAGCUGGAGAUUUUUUGUCAGGACAACAAAGAGCCCACCUGUGCCAUGUGCCAAACAUCAAAACAGCACAAAGUUCACGAGUGCUGCCCAAUAGUGGAGGCGGCUCAACAAAAAAGCAGAAAUUUCAGCCAUGCUCAAGUCUUUAAGGAAAAGGCCCAGACUACUGAACAAGACAAAGCAGCGCCAGCCUCCUCAAAAUCACAGACCCAAGCGUAUCAAAACAAGAAAAUGAUUAAGGAGGAGUUUGAGAAGCUACACUUGUUCCUUCAAGAGGAGGAAAACAGUCGGCUGAAGGUGCUCAAACAGGAAGAGGAAGUAAAGACACAGGUGAUGUGUGAGAAGCUGAAAAAUGUCAAAGACCAGACUGAAGCCCUCUCUUCCACCAUCAGGGAUAUUGAGACAGACCUCAGAGCAAAGGAUCUACCAUUUUUACAGGUACAUUUAGAGCCACUAUACAAUUCCCAAGAGGACAGUGGCCUCCACAAUCCUUAA
Monopterus albus (swamp eel) is the source of this 776-nucleotide messenger RNA. RefSeq names its product E3 ubiquitin-protein ligase TRIM17-like. Gene Ontology annotation, molecular function: zinc ion binding. The transcript has 4 exons. Bases 261 to 776 code for a protein of 171 amino acids. Lineage: Eukaryota; Metazoa; Chordata; Actinopteri; Synbranchiformes; Synbranchidae. The record is from RefSeq and is a predicted model, not a curated record.